Neurospora tetrasperma FGSC 2508 is the source of this 789-nucleotide messenger RNA. RefSeq lists its product as uncharacterized. The transcript has 2 exons. The record is from RefSeq and is a predicted model, not a curated record. The coding region runs from base 1 to 660 and encodes 219 amino acids. Lineage: Eukaryota; Fungi; Ascomycota; Sordariomycetes; Sordariales; Sordariaceae. Gene Ontology annotation, molecular function: ubiquitin-like protein transferase activity.
AUGUACUCCCUGGAAAUCCAAAACUACCCCCACCUCACCCCCUCCGAAUUCGCCGAGGCCGCCCACCACCUCGACCGGCGCUACAGCCAAGCGACCCUCGGCCCGCUCCGGCGCCAAUGGAAGCUGCGCGUGCGCUCGGCGCUCAACACCCACUUUGUCUCUCCUUCGGAUCCCGAAUACAGCACUUUUAUCCAAAUCACGAGACCGCUCGAGGUCAAUCUGGAUGAUGAUGGGUUAUCCGAGUUUUUGGAUAAUUUGAGUUUUUCUGAGAGGCCAGCAGCGGUAAGGGGGGAUGAGGGGGAGGGGGAGGGUGUGGUUGGUGUGAGUGAGGGGAUGGAGGUUGAGGAUGAUGAUGAUGAGCAAAAGACAAGUUAUGGCUACGUCACAUACGAAAUACACCUUCACCCGACAUAUCAAGCACCUUGUCUGUGGUUUUCACUAAACGGACUGCCUGUGGAUGAACCGGCCUUCAACAUCGACACCGUCUUUCGACGGCUUGUACCCGAUCAGUUCAAAGAUGGACUUCGCCGCGCGGGUUCCGUGGGUGGUAUCUCAGCUGAUGUAAGUUUUCUCAUCUCAUCUCAUCCCGUUCUUUGUAUUUGUAUCUUGCGAUUUGAGUGGGUUCAAUCUUCUCGCUGUUGGAAAACACCAAAAAGUUAACCAGGGCUGAACUCCUUUUCUCGCUCUUUGUGACUUUGUUAUGAAACCUAUAUGAGAAGAACAAGGAGAGAGAAAGAGAGAAGAAGAAGAAAAGGUGCCUGUACUAACACACGAAUGUCCCUUCUUUUG